Messenger RNA from Fusarium sp. VM40, 498 nucleotides. NCBI's taxonomy places the organism in Eukaryota, Fungi, Ascomycota, Sordariomycetes, Hypocreales, Nectriaceae. The record is from the annotation of a GenBank genome assembly.
AUGAGACUCACUAGCACCCUUCUCAUCGUCUGCAAUGCCCUCCUCGGAGCAGCCCAGAUCAUGGGCACUCCAUCCUACGAAUUCCUUUACACAGUCAACGUAACACUGGGGGAGUACUGGGAAAUCGGCAACUACAGCCAAGGUGACCGUGUCGUGAUUCCCAUCACGGGCGGGACCUUCACAGGUCCUCGUCUUUCCGGAACGGUGUCCAAUCUCGGCGCCGAUUGGGGUCUGACGGAUACCAAGGGGGUCUUCUUUCCGGACACGCGAUAUAACCUGAGGACGCACGAUGGUGUUGAUAUUUAUAUUCAAACUUCUGGACCUACGCAGCCGGAUGGACGAACGCUGCUUAGGGGUGUGUUUCAGGUGGGACAUCCGGAUUAUGAGUGGUUGAACUAUGUCCUUGCUGUUGGAGUCUUGCAGAGGCCGCCUGCUGAGUCUAACGGCAAAUAUGUCGUUAUUGAUAUGUGGCAGAUGGUUUUGCCAGCGACCGUGUGA